Molecule: messenger RNA, 1389 nt
Organism: Filobasidium floriforme
Lineage: Eukaryota; Fungi; Basidiomycota; Tremellomycetes; Filobasidiales; Filobasidiaceae
Exons: 11
Coding region: 1-1389 (462 amino acids)
Source: RefSeq, a predicted model, not a curated record
AUGUCAGCACCAUCAUCUCCGGUGAUAAACGGGGCACUACUCUCACAGGCCUUGAGUUUUGGCCCGGAUAGCUGGAUGUCUCACGAAUGGGCUCCCGCAAGCCAAGCGCCAGAGUUAUCUGCCGUGGGCUCGGAUAUUCAGAGCACCUCGGAUCGCAUUCCUUCCUCUAUACACUCCCAGGAUUACCAUGGCAGUGUGAGGAGUGGGUCCCGGGCGCGGGACUCUUUCGAUUCUGUGUCAGGCGAUCCAGUGAAUCACCAGCAGUCCUACGGCGACAAUUGGCCACUCAGAGGACCAACAUAUGUACACGGUGUAGGCUCUAAUGUCGUUAUGCCGGAAAACACUCCCCUGCGAAGACGAAAGUCAUUCGCAGCUUCGAUAUGUUCUAGCGUAGAACCGGGAUUCGUCAGUCCCAUUACGCAGGAUCUCCGUCCGGAAGCUUCUAUUGGAAACAACGCGGGAAGCCUCACUUCGCAUACGAUAUCGCCACUCGAACCCAUCGCUAAUUCGGCUGGGAAAGUCAGGGCAGACGAACAGCAAGGUUAUGCUAGAACAGGUGACGGAGGAUUUGCGUCUCAAUUAUUGCAAGAGAUGGAUGUCUGGAACACGGGCCCGCCGAUGCUCUCACUGGACUCUCGGAUAUCGGCUCCAGGCGGGGGUUCAAGUUUCAGCUCUCAUCUCCCGAUGUUUGGCUAUAACCGGGACGACGGAGGAGCGUGGGAUCCGAAGGCUUAUAGAUCUCAUAGCUUGGAAGGAUCGCAAGCAGAAAUGAACCACUUGCCUGCGAGUAUCCGGACGGAGCAGAGAAGCACCUUUACAGGUGAUCAUAGUGCUACGAUCGACGAGAACUCCCAACCCCGUCUACACGAACAGAGUGAUAUCGGAUUACGUAGAAACGCUGCAAGGAACAGGAGACGUCGUAUGCCUGAUAACGCAUCCGCAGACCUAGGAAGUCUCAGUAAGGGGACUUCGUAUGAGGAAAGUGUAGCAAGUGUGGGCAGAGAUAACCUUUCUAGGCCCUCUUCCGGGUCGCGAGAUAUCAGCCAAGCGUCUACCAAUGGUUAUGGUCAAGAUAAUGCCUUUGGGGAUUAUAGGGGGCAAGCCCAGCCAACGAAUCCGAGGCGCUUCGCUGAGGAUGUUCCGCGCAUUGCACAAGUCAGCUCUAGGCCUGAUCAUACAGGUGAUGAGUAUCCGAAACCGCUACAACGCGCCCUGUCACCUCAAAGCAAGAAGAGCAGGCAACCAUGGACACGGAGAUGGUUCAGGAGAAAACCGGCGAAAGACACUUCGGAGCAGAAACAGAUGCACGAUUUUUGUCAUGGUUUGAAGAAAGAUCCGGGCAACUGUGGGUACUGUAUGGCCGAAGAUGACACAGCGGACUACGCAUGA